GCAGCAUCAGAGGGAGGAAUUGCUUAUGUAACUGGGACAGCAGAUUUAGCAGAAGGAAAGGAGGCAGAGGCUGGGGAUGGGAGCAGUGAGCUGUCGACAGGGACAACACACCCGAGUGUCUGCUCCUCAAAAGGGUGGCAACAUCCAGGGUCACUGGGCUCGCUGGAAGAGCCUCUGGUGUGGUAUGGGGACCAUCAGGUCAGGUCUGGAAGAACUGUGGGAACUACAGAGGCAUCAGUGCCUACAUCAGGAGCUCCUCCAGCCAGCCCCAUUGCUGCUAGAGAAGCCUCUGUCUGAAUGGCCAGUGCCUCAGUUCAUCAGCCUCUUUCUACCAGAGUUUCCCAUGCGGCCUGUUAAAGAGCAGGAGCUGAAGAUUUUAGGCCUUGUGGCUAAAGGUUCGUUUGGAACUGUCCUGAAAGUGCUAGAUUGUGCCCAGAAUGCUGUAUUUGCAGUGAAGGUGGUACCCAAAGUAAAAGUUCUACAGCGGGAUACCCUGAGGCAGUGCAAGGAGGAGGUUAGCAUCCAGCGGCAGAUCAACCAUCCUUUUGUACACAGUUUGGGGGACAGCUGGCAGGGGAAACGACACCUCUUUAUUAUGUGUAGCUACUGCAGCAUGGAUCUCUACUCCCUGUGGUCCACUGUUGGUUGUUUUCCAGAGGAUUCUGUCCGUCUCUUUGCAGCUGAACUGGUCCUUGUACUCUGCUAUCUCCAUGACUUGGGCAUCAUCCAUCGUGAUGUAAAGAUGGAGAAUAUCCUGCUGGAUGAACGAGGCCAUCUGAAAGUUACAGACUUUGGUCUGUCUCGCCGCCUAUCCCAGGGAGCACGGGCCUAUACUAUCUGUGGCACUCUUCAAUACAUGGCUCCAGAGGUCUUGAGUGGUGGGCCUUACAACCACACUGCUGACUGGUGGUCCCUGGGAGUAUUGCUUUUCUCUCUGGCAGCUGGUAAGUUCCCAGUGGCUGCAGAGAGAGAUCAUUUGACCAUGUUGGCAAGUGUGACCCACUGUGGAUCUGAGAUCCCAGCGUCUAUUAAUCAGGAGCUCUCACUCCUGCUCCAUGAGCUCUUAUGCCAGAACCCUCUGUACCGUCUACGAUACCUGCAUCACUUCCAGGCCCACCCUUUCUUCCGGGGUGUGGCCUUUGACCCUGAGCUCCUACAGAAGCAGCCAGUGAACUUUGUCAUGGAGACACAAGAUACCUGGCCCAGUCCAUUGGAGAACAUGUCCUUUGAGGACUUCGACUGUGAUCUCGAGUCCUUGGUCCAUUCCAUCUCUAUUGACUCUCUACUGUAGAUGGACACCACUCAGUACCACCACCGUAGUGAUCCAGUUUUUACUUUGUUCUUCCUUACUAUGUUACUGUAGGUACUGGGCCAGAGUUUAACCUUUGGCAUUUUGCAAUUGAUAGCCAAAAUCGCCCCUAAUGCUUUCCCAUCAUACAUCAUACAACCCACCUCUCAACUGUGGGUCAAGGCAUAGACCUUCACUUCUCCAAUACUUUUACUUGAGCUGCCGGACAAAGACUUCUUGAACUUCAUCCUUGUUUUUUUUUAACCAUACUUCCUUUCUUGGACAACAAGGACACUGUGUGGACUCCCAAGGUGCUAUUUAUAUGUUUUAACAAGUUAAUCAGAUGCCAGGAGGUGGUGGUGAGUGUCUUUAAUCCCGGCACUGGGGAGGCAGAGGCAGGUGGGUCUCUGUGAGUUUGAGGCCAACCUGGUCUACAGAGUUACAGGAUACUCAGGGAUACACAGAGAAACCCUGUCUCGGAAAAAAAAAAAAAAGGAUUAUUAAAUUGAUCGUUUCUCCCAAACAACUCAAGAUUCAGAGUUGGUUUUGUUUUUGUUUUCACUUCUGAACUAGACCAGUAGAGGACCAGGGAUCAGAAAGGAAAGGAAAGUAUGGGAUCGAGCCUUGCCCAAGCUAUAUCUUAAGCCACCCCAAGGCAACUUAUCCUAUUAAGUAUAGCAUCUUGUAUACAGGAAAAUGGGAUAGAAUCAUCAGAAAACUGUUUUACAGUGGACCGAAGUCAGCAGAAAGCUAACCAAGCAAUGUUGAGCAAAGGGGACACAAAUGCAUCACAGAGGAGCACAUGGCAGUCUUGGGACCUUUAGGGGGAAAGAGUUGGUUUCUCAGUAUAAAGCAGCAGCUCCCCUGGGGCCUGGCCCCAGACCAUUAUUGGCUCUGCUAAGCAGUCAUUCCUCCACACAUCAGACCUCAGGGAAAGCCUUAGGUUGGAUCAGCCUGGCUCCCCAUCCCAGUACCUUUUAACUGAGGGAAACAGGUUUCAGAUUUCUCAUGAUGUAAAUUGUUUCUUUAAAAUAUUUAUUUGUACUUACUUUAUGUGUAUGAGUGGUUUGCCUACACAUGUUAAGUGUACUGUGGUGGUAUCUCUGGAGGCCAGAAGAAGGUGCUAGGUCCUCUGGUACUAUAGUUAUAGAUGGUUAUAAACCAUGUUUCUAUUAAAGUGGAACUAAACCAUCUCUAGACGCUCACUCAGCUGCAGAAGAUUUUGAACCUAACACCCUCCACUAGCCGAGAUGAUAGGCCUGCACCAAGCCCAGCUUCUAUGAUGCUAGGCAAGCAUUCUACCAACUGAGUAGCAUCCACCUUUUUGAUGCUCUUUCAAAGGCAGAGGUAAUUGGCCUGAUGGUACACCUGAAUCCCAGCACCUGGGCAUAACAGCAGUGGUAAAAGAAUCCUAGUUCAAGGCUAGCCUAGGCUACAUGGGCACACCUAUAUUUCAGAAAAUCUAAGCAAAGGCCAGCCAAGACAUCAAGACAUCUUAACACAGGUAAAGACUCUUUCAUCAGCUAAACCUGAUGAUUUGAGUUUGAUCCCUAAAACCUGUAUAAACGGAUGAUAUGACCACUCCAAGGAAGGUUUGAUUUUAUUUGAGUCUAUGUUGCCCUGGCUGUCCCGGAACUCACUCUGUAGAUCAGGCAGCCUUGGAACUCAGAGAUCCACCUGCCUCUGCCUCCUGAGUGCUGGGGUCAGAGGUGGGCUCCGCCACCACAGACAAAGGAAAGGAAGGCUUUUAUUGUAGGUGUGAGAGAAGCAGGAGCAGAAACGAGAGAGGGAGGAGAGGAAAAAGGAGGAAAGAGAGUGAGAGAAAUAAAGACAGCACAGCUGAAAGAGCAGAGAUAAAAAGCAGCUGGGAGAGGGACGCCCAUGACCUGGAAACAUUUAGAGUAGGAGGGGAUGUGGGAAGAGCUGAGAAGAGUUUGUAUACCAACAUGGACUCAGGCAUGUGUGACACUGAAGGAGCCUGGAUGCCAGCAUGCACUUUGGUAUAUUAACAGGGACCACAGAUACCAUUUGUUCCUUCCAGUGAUGAAACUGGCUCCACAAAUUCCUGAGGAAUGCUGGAUUUUUCUGUCAGAACUUGGCAAAAUGGAGUUUCCUUUGGACCUUACAGAAUCUACAUAGUGAAGGGGAGAAUCAGCCCUGCAAGUUCUUCUCUUACCUUCACACAUGCAUGUGUGUUACAUGUACACACACACACACACACACACACAUGUAUAUGGGUGGGGUUGAGGAUAUGAAAUCCUGGGUUUGAUCCAAGUGUGGUGUCAAAAUCCUAUAAUCCCAACACUUGGGAGGUGAAGGUAGGGGAGUAAGAAAUUCAGGGUAGGGGUUGGGGAUUUAGCUCAGUGGUAGAGUGCUUGCCUAGCAAGCACAAGGCCCUGGGUUCCCCAGCUCCGGAAAAAAAAAAAAAAUUCAGGGUAGCUACAUAGGUUGAGCACAGCUUCAACUCACUGUGAAACCCUAACACACUCAUACACACAAAGUAAAAACAAAAUAAGGACAAAGGUAGUAGACUUUGUGACAUUGAGAACCUAGUCCAAUGUUAAUAUUAAUCCAUUUGAUCACAGUUGUACAAUGAAUUAAACCCUGAGGAAAUGGUGAGCAUGUCCCCAGGUUUCUUUUGUUGGUCGUAUUAAACAGCUUAGAGACAAUCA
Molecule: messenger RNA, 3960 nt
Organism: Rattus norvegicus (Norway rat)
Lineage: Eukaryota; Metazoa; Chordata; Mammalia; Rodentia; Muridae
Source: RefSeq, a predicted model, not a curated record